Trypanosoma theileri is the source of this 468-nucleotide messenger RNA. RefSeq lists its product as uncharacterized. The transcript has a single exon. The record is from RefSeq and is a predicted model, not a curated record. Lineage: Eukaryota; Euglenozoa; Kinetoplastea; Trypanosomatida; Trypanosomatidae. The coding region runs from base 1 to 468 and encodes 155 amino acids.
AUGCAUCAAGGGUAUAGCGUAGUACCACGUUAUCUACUUUAUCCCUCAAUCGUUUUCGACAUUUAUCUAUCGCUUGUAGAUGAAUUGAACGCACACGCAGAGAGGAGCACAGCGAUUUCCUCACCUGCUACGGAGAUGGCAAUUCCACCUUUGGCACAGAAGGAAAAGAAAAACAACAACAACCAGUUGACGCCAAACGACUAUACGGAGCAUCCAUCUGAUAGAGUCAUGCCCAAAGUCAUGCAUAAAGGGAAUCUCGCAAAUACCAAGAGAAAGGGAAAAAUCUCAUCACUCUCGUCAACCAUUACAUUACUAACGAACAAAGAGAAAAAAGAUGAGCAAAUCACACAGAAAACUAUGCUACAGCUAAUAUCAUCCGACGAAUUAGAUGGUGUGACAGUGGCGCUUAGCAGCGUUUGUAAAUCACUUCCAAGGAACGAACUCUGUUUGACACGAACUGUUUCCUAA